AUGGUGAUGCCAGAUAGUUCAUUAAUUCACGCAGGGACUCUGAUAGGAUGUAAAGUGCACUCUGUCAAGGGCAGGGAAUGGAACUGCCAUCAGGAGGCAGUGUGCCAGCCUUUGAGCUGCAGAAAAGACCCCUCCAGUGGAGGGUGGAGCAGGAGGGGCGCGAGGGAGGGCUCCUGCGACAGCAUCAGGACCCACCACUUGGAGGGGUUUACUUUCCAGCGGCUUGCCAUUGUGGAAAGAUCCAGCCAGGGUCCACUUUGCUGGGCAUUUGUGCACAGACUUGGGCCACAGCUGUAG
Messenger RNA from Rangifer tarandus platyrhynchus (Svalbard reindeer), 297 nucleotides. Lineage: Eukaryota; Metazoa; Chordata; Mammalia; Artiodactyla; Cervidae. The record is from the annotation of a GenBank genome assembly.